AUGACACCAGAUAUUUUACCAGAGGGUGACAUCAGAGUAAACGAGGGAGAAGCGUUUACUCUAAUAUGUAUAUCGCAAUUGUACCGACCAGUUCUGUUCUCAAAGGCCGGUGUUGCUGUCCCACCGAGCAGAAUCUACAACGAUUCUACCAUAGAGCUGACAGUGGCCUACUCCAAAAUAACCCACUCUGGUAGAUAUGUGUGUCUUGGGAAAAGAAUAGAUAAACCAGAUAUAUCUUUAGAUGGAAAAUAUGUUAUUGUUACAGAAAGUGAAUCUGUUCUCUUACCGUUUGGUAGAGAUGAAGAAGAUACUCUUAUCAAAGAUUCGACUUCAGUCACUCAACUCAACCUGUCUCAGCCAAUAUACUAUUAUGGUCUACCAUAUUCAACUCUUUACAUUUCUAAAGAUGGUUUAGUGGCAUUUCAUCCUAAAGUUGCAUACCUUCAACAGUUUUGGCGGGAAAAUCCAAGCGAGCACAACCAUCCUUUCAUAGCACCGUACUAUUAUAGUGGAGAAGCUACGAUACCGGCACAGAAAGCAAAACCUGGAGAAAUUUACUAUAGGGUUAUAUAUGACGAUGGGAGUAUCGAAGAAAGAGCACAUUUUUUACACUCGUUAGAGCAAUAUAUCAUGAACAAUGUGGUUGGUGUACGACAGUUCGAGGCAAAAACAGCACUGGUUGUUACGUGGAAAGACGUCACAGAUUCGCCAUCUGCUAUUGAUGGUUGUAUGGAUGAUGAUGGUGUACCAGCUUGUACAGAUACGGAUACAUUCCAGUUGGUUCUUGUUGCUGAUCGAUCCCAAACAUUUGCUAUUUUCAAUUAUCUUAAAAUGGAUUUACUAGAUCAUCAUUUUUACCAGGCUGGAAUGAAUGGUGGCCUGGGUAAUGGAUGGACGGAUGUGUUCUGUGGUGACCGAUGUGGUAGAAUGGAUCUCAAUAUGUUACCAUCACUCUAUGGUAGUGAUAUGGAAGGCAGGUUUAUAUAUAAAGUAUCAGAUGAUGUCAUAGUACGAGGGGGUUGUCUUCCUUUACAAGCCAAAUCAGGUUUAGAGUUCUAUCCACAGUAUGCAAAUAUGUAUGGAGGGGAGAUAAUUGAUAUUUCUGGAUACUGCAUACGACCUGGCCAGUCAGUGAUGUGUAAAUUCGGUGAAGCAGAAGAAACGUCUGCUGUAUCAUUCGUCAAUUCCACGAAACUAAGAUGUCAGGUUCCGCGGAUGACCGAACAUGGAAUGGUUGAUCUUAUAGUCUCAGCUGAUUCUGGUGAUUUGAUUGGCCAAUUUCAUAUUGGAUUAUUUGCAAGAUCAGAACAUCAUAUAAGAAUAUCGAUGGGUGAUCCGACUAUGCUUUGGAAUGAAACAAAUCCAGAAAAGCUGUCAUUUUCCUGGGAUGUACACCCACUAGGAGACGGGAAUGUCCCAGUAGAGAUAAGCCUGUUAGGAUACAGAGAAAGUUAUGACGGGAUCAACUGGAAAGUUAUAGAUGAUUUGGGAAAAGGCACAGUUGAAAAUGGCGAUCAUCAAUUGAUCUUUAACGUAGCUGAUCAUCAGUGUGAUGGUGAUGAUUGCUGGAAAUAUGAAAUUGGUUUACUAGAGGUUGGAAUUUCCCCCAACUCCUGGACAUUGACCAACACCCAUGGAUCCUACUCAUUUGGACCGAUACCAUUGGGAUGGUUUGUCCGAGACUUCAUGAUGAACCAACACGGUGCAGGUUAUUCAGAAAUCCAAUGCCGUGAAUGGUAUGAAAAGGACAAGAAGAAUAUGGAUUGGCUCGAAGAACUUUUAAGCUGUCCUUGUAACCUGAAUCAGGCUGUGAUGGAUUUCGGCAGAUUUCAACCGGAUAUGGGAUGCAAUAUGUAUACUGGAAGCGCUUGCCACUACCAUAUUGGUGCUGUACAUUGUGUCAGAUCAGUUAAUCCAACAGCAUCUGGAGCGGGAAAUCAGUGUUGCUAUGGUAAUGAUGGUAAUCUCAUGUAUUCAGCAGAUUCUUAUAAUGGUGCGACACCAGAUCGAUGUCACGAUUGGGGAGCUCCACCAUUUAAUAAGCCUGAUUAUGUCCCUUCUCUGUCACACUGGAAACAUGACGUCAUCAGCUUCUACCAUUGCUGCCUGUGGGUUAAUUAUGCUAAUUGUGAUCUGUACAUGGAACAAAGGGCGACAAGAGACUGUAGAGGUUACACACCCCCCAAAACAGCAUUUGUGUAUGGAGAUCCCCAUAUUGUAACGUUUGAUGAACAGGAGUAUAAUUUGCCUGGUCGGGGUGAAUAUUGGUUGAUGAAAGAUGAAGGGCUGUCAAUACAAGCCAGAUUUGACAAAGUGACAUCACUUAAUGCAACCGGGCUAGUAGCAGUUGUUGUUCAGGCGCCAGGUGAUAGUAGAAUUGAAGCACGAAUAACUUCUAUGGAUACCGGCAAGCAACUUAAUAUUGUUGUGGAUGGAAAAGUUAGAAAUUUUGGAAGUAUCAUGAGAGGAGGUCAUAAAAUGGUAACUCCAAGCUGGCAAGAUUUUAAUGGUGUGUCUGUAACCAGGAAUCCAUCUUACAAAAGACAAGACAAUCAUGGUAAUUUUACCAUCUUACUGCAGUCAGGGGUCGGUGUACAAGUAGCUGCAGUUGGAAAUCUCAUUUACCUCUCAGUCAUUGUACCUGAUUCAUUUAAAGGCAGAGGUAAUGGUUUGUUAGGAAGUUGGGAUGAUGAUGUAGACAAUGAUUUUACAACCCCUGAUGGUACGAUGGUAGAUAGUGACAGCACGAGAGAAGAUAUCUAUUCAGUGUUUGGACUCCAAUGGGUUGUAACUACGGAUGUAAGUCUCUUCCAAUAUCCCGAGGGCUUUGAGCUGAACUUUAUUCCUUUAUUUGAUGAUCCACCAUUGGCUGAUGGACUGAAUUUUUUCCAAGUAAAACGUACAUGCUUGGAAGAUCCUAGGUGUAUCCAUGACUACUCGCUAACCGGAAGUAUACAAAUUGGGCUAGCUACUCUUCGGACUGUUGGAGUUAUUGAGAGCGCGAGGGAAUCCCAGAAAAAAGUUUUGUCAUGUGGACUGUUGGAUGUGCCGGGUGGUCUUAAAAGUAAUCUGAACUAUACUCUGGGCAGUGCAAUCACGGUGAUGAGUUGCAAUACAGGGGAACUUACUGGUGAUACUAACUACAGAUGUGUACAGACAACAGAUGACGAAGCUUCAUGGGAGCCGGAAGUUUCAGCUUCUUGUCAUGGAGAGGGUGUAGAUGAAGCUUCUGUUGGAAUGAUAGUUGGUAUAGUUCUAUCAAUUCUAGCUGUUCUAGGUAUUGUGACAGCUGUUAUUAUUAUCCUAUAUCGUAGAAGAUCCAGUUCCACGCCGGAUGAAGAGAGUAUUGGUCCAGAAAGAGAAGUAAUGAUGAAACCAAUUCCUAAAACAAGAAAAUCUACAACCGAUGCUGAUACCGAAAGAGGACCAGCCCGACCACGAGCCUCGUCCAAAGAAUCUAUUUAAACUUAGAAACGAUGCAAAGGUAUAUUUCGAUGCAGAACAAAAGUAACGAACAGUAUUCAGCCAGUUUCUCGUUUUAUUGAAUUUAUCAGUAUAUUUUCUAAAAAAAAAAAAAAGGUUGGAUCUGACGCAUGGUUUACGAUCGAUUCCAUUCCGAACCUGCUUCGGGUAGUUGAAACUGAGCUCUAUUGACUGGUAAGGAAAGUAUUAAAGACUUUAUUCAACUAUAUAAGACAGACUGGUACAUAUAGCAGGCAUACGGGGUUUAAUCAAAUAGGACUUUAAUUAAAUAGACCUGGUCAAAACAUUACAUUUUAUAGACAUUUAUUUUUACAUUUUAUAUUGUUAACCAUUUGUGGUAAUCGCGUCAUGGAAUCGAAUAAAUGUUGUCAUGGUUUUCAUU
Molecule: messenger RNA, 3865 nt
Organism: Lottia gigantea (owl limpet)
Lineage: Eukaryota; Metazoa; Mollusca; Gastropoda; Lottiidae
Exons: 19
Coding region: 1-3465 (1154 amino acids)
Biological process (GO): cell-matrix adhesion
Source: RefSeq, a predicted model, not a curated record